AAAGCAAGCUGGGGGGGCCUUGGGCUUUGCUGCUUCACACGCCCAUUCAUCAUCCUAGAAAGAAAGAGAGACAGAGAGAGAGAGAUGGUGGUGCGAAUGGUGUUUCAGAGCAUUUUAUUAUUGUUUUCAAUUUACGCAUUUGUGCAAGCAGCGGGCUUUUCAAUCAGUUCAUGUCAACCAAGCUGUGGGGAUGUUAACCUCAAAUACCCUUUUGGAAUAGGAGCCGGUUGCUACGCUGAUGCCUGGUUUGAAGUAGUUUGCAGAAAUGACUCUUUGGCCUCUCCCUCUCCCAAACCUUUCUUGCGGAUCCUCAACCUGGAGGUGCUCGACAUUUCAUUAGACGGCACAGUUCGCGUCAACUUUCCGACAGUUUACAAUUGCACAAACGGUACAAGCAGCACAGCAAACAUUGUGGAGUUACGAAACAGCCCUUUCAUCUUCUCCCAAUCCGAAAACAAAUUCAUCGCCUUGGGUUGCAACAACUUUGCUUCAAUGAGGUCCGUAGAUGGGUCUGGCUCAGCCAUUGGUGGGUGCAUGUCCAUUUGUGACACGACUAAAGUGGUAAAUGCAAGUAGCUGCAAUAUUGGCAUCAAUUGCUGCCAAGCCUCAAUUCCUUCGGAUCUCGAUGCCUUCAAUACAACAAUGGAGGUCAUGAAUAGUAAAGAUCUUGUCAUCAAUGGAUGCAACUCUGCAUUCUUGGUAGAAGAAAAGUGGUUCAAGACUGAUUACCGCACUCUUUCGCUUUUCGUUCCUGUGGUGCUGGAAUGGUGGAUUCCAUAUACGUCAUUCAUCUCACUUCCAAUAGCCAAUUAUAAUACCUCCUCCACCUAUAAUUGUAGGCAAGUAGUGGUUAAGCAGCGGAACACAACUUUUACAUGUUCUUGCAAAGCCGGCUAUGGAGGAAAUCCCUAUGUUCCUGGAGCAUGUCAUGUUAUAAAGGAAUGCGAGCUCACACACCCUUGUUUGGGUUACAAUCCAUCGCCGCUUAUAUUCUGUGAAAAUACAUAUAAUGAAGAAGAAGAGAGAAUCUAUACUUACAAUGGGUCUUACAUUUGUUACCGUCCGAUAUUUUUGACCAUUGAGUCUCGGGUUGAAGUGUUCACAAUAGGUAUUAGCAGCGGUCUUGGGCUAUUGGUUCUACUUGUUGGUGGAUGGUGGUCAUACAAAGUGGUAAAGAAAAGAAGGAUGAUUAAACAGAAGAACAAGUUCUUCAAACGAAAUGGUGGUUUAUUGUUACGACAACAAUUAUCUUCACAUGAAGCCAAUGUUGAGAACAUCAAAUUGUUUAAUUCAAAAGAAUUGGAGAAGGCCACUGACCGUUUUAAUGUGAAUAGAGUACUUGGCCAAGGAGGGCAAGGCACUGUUUACAAAGGCAUGUUGAUAGAUGGAAGAAUCGUUGCAGUGAAAAAGUCUAAGGUAAUUGAUGAAGGAAAACUCGGAGAAUUCAUUAAUGAAGUCGUCAUUCUUUCACAAAUUAACCAUAGGAAUGUGGUUAAGCUAAUUGGUUGUUGUUUGGAGACAGAAGUUCCUCUACUAGUUUAUGAAUAUGUUCCUAACGGAACUCUUUUCCAAUACUUCAAUGGACAAACUGAGGAGUUUCCACUAACAUGGGAUAUGCGCUUACGAAUUGCAACAGAAGUUGCAGGAGCUCUCUUCUACUUACACUCAGCAGCUUCCACCCCUAUUUACCAUCGGGACAUUAAGUCUACAAAUAUACUCUUAGAUGAUAAAUUCAGAGCUAAAGUAGCUGAUUUUGGGACUUCAAGAUCCAUCGCUGUUGACCAAACUCACUUAACCACACGAGUGCAUGGCACUUUUGGAUACUUGGACCCUGAGUAUUUCCAAUCAAGCCAAUUUACAGAAAAGAGUGAUGUUUAUAGUUUUGGUGUUGUCCUUGCUGAGCUCUUAACUGGUGAAAAAGCAAUAUCUUCAACAAAGACACAAGAACCCAGAAGUUUAGCCACAUAUUUCAUUCAAUCGGUGGAGGAGAACAGUUUGUUUGAUAUUAUUGAUAGUCGAGUUUUGAAGGAAGGUAAGAAAGAAGAGAUAAUUGCGGUCGCGAACCUUGCUAAAAGGUGCUUGAACUUAAAUGGGAAGAAACGACCAACAAUGAGAGAAGUCACAAUAGAGUUACAAGCAGUUCAAAUGUUACAAAAAGGUGCUAACCUUCAACAAAACUAUGAAGAGCUUGAAUAUGUUGGAGCUGAAGUGUACGAGCUAUGGGAUGCUGCUCCCACAUCAAUUGUGUCAACCGCCUCCAUAGACGCCCAACCAUUAUUAUAGUCAUAAUUAAUAUUUGUAUAAUGUCAUGUUGUAUGCUACAUAAUUUAUUGUUUUCUUUGUAUUCCUACAAGUACUUUCAAGAAUCAUUCAAGAACAUGGAU
This is a messenger RNA of Corylus avellana, 2384 nucleotides long. The record is from RefSeq and is a predicted model, not a curated record. NCBI's taxonomy places the organism in Eukaryota, Viridiplantae, Streptophyta, Magnoliopsida, Fagales, Betulaceae.